Messenger RNA from Purpureocillium lilacinum, 3516 nucleotides. RefSeq lists its product as uncharacterized. Gene Ontology annotation, cellular component: membrane. The record is from RefSeq and is a predicted model, not a curated record. NCBI's taxonomy places the organism in Eukaryota, Fungi, Ascomycota, Sordariomycetes, Hypocreales, Ophiocordycipitaceae. Gene Ontology annotation, molecular function: monoatomic ion channel activity. Gene Ontology annotation, biological process: monoatomic ion transport; transmembrane transport.
AUGUUCUCCUCGCUGCUGCGCCGCCCAAGCCACGGCUCCCGUCGCGUCGACCUGCGCGAGCCGAGCCUCUCGCCCUCGUCCCGCCCCGGCGCCCGUCGACGAUAUGGCGGACGCACGCACGCCACGGCCGACUUUACAGAGGCCGAUGACGAUGACGAAGACUCCAACGAGGAGCGCGUGCUGCGCUUCGAAGAGGGCGGCGACGAUGAUGCGCAGGACGAGGACGGGGACGGGGACGGCGAUGGCGACGACGCGGACGAGGAUGGCAGGACGGGCAAGGCGCUGCCCGUCUUGCCGCUCUUCUCUGCCACGCAUCUCGACUCGCUGCCCAUCUACAGCAUCACGCAUGCCAUCCGCAUCAUAGUCUCGGCGCGAACUGAGACGACGCUUACAUGGGAGCAGCUGCGCUCGCCCCAGGUCUCCCAAUUCCUCGUCAAGCCCAUGCAGCAGCAGAUUCGCACCCAGCACUUCUCCCGCGCGACUCUAUACGCCCUCAUGGCCAACUGCCUCCAGUUCACAAAGGAGGGGCAGCGAUACGCCGCCAACGCCGGCAUCAGCAACACCCGGUCCAAGGUCUGCGAGCUGCUCGCGCUCAAGCUGCUCAAGGAGUACACCACGAGGGAGCUCAUUGACGCCCUGGCGUAUGACUUUUAUCCUCUCCAGGGGCUGCCGGGAGCGCAGUCACCCAUACCCGCUGGUGGCCGGCCCAACUCCAAGUCGAAGCAAGCGAUGACGGCCUCGAGGACUUCCACGCUCGAGGUUGCCAUUCGCGCCUCUGCCAAGCACUUCCUCGCACAUCCCGUGGUGAUUCAGCAGCUGGAGGCUGUCUGGAAUGGUGCCAUCACCUUUUACUCCGCGGCGGAUAGUCUGCACCGGGAGGCCCCGCCAGGUUCCAUCCAGGGUAUGAAUGGCGAUGCCCGCCAGGCGAAUGACCGGACUCCGCUGCUCGGAUCUCUGCCUCCCAAGCCAGGACAUUUCCAUGUGCCCCCAGGGAGAAGGACUGUGAUGCUCUAUGAUCCCCGCCAGGCCUCCAUGCUCAAGCUGUCGCGCCUGCGUGUCCCGCGGUAUAGGUCGUUUCUGUCUACCUUGUCUCUUGCGGUCUUGAUCGGCCUCUUCCUGGCGGUUCUCUCGCAGAGAUCAGUGCAGAUAACAGGACUCGAGCUGGUCUUCUGGUUCUGGAGCGCCGGAUUCAUGCUGGAUGAACUCGUUGGUUUCAACGAACAGGGCUUCGCCCUAUACAUCAUGAGCUUUUGGAACAUCUUUGACCUGGGGAUCCUUGUCUUGCUGAUCGCGUACUACUGCAUGCGCGCCUAUGGCGUCUUUCUGGUUGACCCGCACCACUGGAACGACAUGGCGUACGAUGUCCUGGCCGCCAAUGCCAUCCUCCUCCUGCCGCGGAUCUUUAGCAUCCUGGACCAUUACCAAUACUUCUCUCAGCUCUUGAUUGCCUUCCGCCUUAUGGCCGUGGACUUGGCUGCCGUGUUUGUGCUGGUUCUCAUCAUGUGCAGCGGAUUCUAUGUCUUCUUCACCCUUUCGCAGAGCGCCAACAGCGGCAGCGACGUGGCCUACAAGAUCUUCCAGAUCCUCAUGGGCUUUACUCCUGCCGCGUGGGACGUGUGGCCACAGUACAAUUGGCUUGCUCGGAUCCUGAUGAUGAUGUUUCUGAUUAUUUGUCACUUCUUGGUCGUGACUAUUCUCAUCACCGUUUUGACCAAUUCCUUCAUGACGAUUGCGUCAAAUGCCACCGAGGAACAUCAGUUCCUAUUUGCCAUCAACACCAUAUCCAUGGUCAAGAACGAUGCGCUGUUCUCGUACAUUGCACCCAGCAACAUCUUCGCCUGGCUUCUGAUGCCCUUGCGGUAUUUUAUGCCCUUGAGACACUUCGUCUGGCUUAACCGCACCAUCAUCAAGGUCACUCACUUCCCCGUCCUCUUCUUCAUCUACUUGUACGAGAGGUUCUGGCUGGCGCCGUCCAUGUUUGAGCCUACGGACCUGGUCGAGAACCACGGGAGGAGCCGCCCGAGGACAAUCUCGUUUCGUGACCCGGUCGAGAGGACGGCCAUGUUCAGCCCCAACGUUCGGGUCCGGGAGGAGUCCGUGGCGGGUUUCCACAAGGACCGGGCCUUGGAAGAAGUCUUUCGACGCAUGCCUGAAUCGUCCACCCUGCGUACACAAAGGAGGAACGAGCGUCGCAAGACGCAAACUGCCAUUCGCAACUGGAUGGACCAACACGAUGACGACGGGAUGCCGCUGUCAAAUUGGCCCACCGUGGACAGCAGAGCAGUGCCGGACUGGCAGAAGCGCCUCAGCGUGGCGUGGGACCGAUCGUCGCAUCGGCAGGUCUCUGAUGUCAGAUCAACUGCGAGCGAUCCUGCCGACUUGCUCUCAAACCAAGGGGCGUCGUUCGCGCGCCGCCGGUCCAACUUGGACGUUGUGGCACCGGAUUACAAGGAUCACACGGACGCGGACGGCGACGACGAACUGGUGACGAACGAUGAGGACGAGGAUGACGCUGUGACCAACGCCGGCCGCAGCAACCAGUUUGAGAAGCACGGAAUCGAGGAGGAAGAUUACUUUACGACACCAAUGGCGGCGCGGUCGGCGAAGCUGGCUUCUUCGCACGGCUCGUCGGCCAAGGGAAUUCCCAGCCCUCGACCGGGCAACAGGCGCGGCAUGCAUGGCCGCACGCUCUCGACGAACACGAUCCUCUACAACCCGGAGGAGAUGGCCCAAGCCGCCCCGCCCGCCACCAAGUCGCCGCCGAAAGCUGCCCCGGCGAAGAAGCUUGGGCCGAGCGGCCGAGGUACCGGCGGCGCAGCGUCGCCCGCUCAGGCAAGUCGUCGGACUUCGCCUCGCCGAAUGGCGCAAAUUCCUAGCUCGCACCCGCGUCCGAUUCUUCCACCGCCUGGUCUCUCACAGACUGGUGGCGUGAGCAGGACGGCGAUGCUCAGCCUCGACCCCCGCGACCGCCUGCGCGAUGCCAGAAGGCUCUCAUCUAUCGACCUGAGUGUUCUCUCGGACCAGUUUGCCCCGGAAGACGCCAAUGCCGGAAUGGCGGGGAGCUUUCAGACGCAGAUGGCCAUGGCGAUGAUGAAAGACAACCGACUGCGGGCUGCGGGUGGGGUGGACGUUGCCGAUCGCGAUAGGAUGGGGAGGUUGGUUCUGGCUCGCAUGAAGACGCUGGAGGAGAGCUUCGCCGAUGUCAUCAAGGAGAUGCGAGACCUCAAGAACAGCUCCACGGGCCCCCACACGACGCGCAACUCGUCGGCCGAAGAGGCGAGGGCCACGGGCAUCGACAGCGGCGAUUAUGACCGCGUGCGGAGGACCAAGGGCGACGCGGCGCUCAGGAGACCGCACCAAAGCCGCCCGGUCAGCCGACGAAGCAUGAAAGAAGGCAAAGUCGGCAUGGGCCUGCGGCGAGACGCCAGGGCCAAGGGCAAAGAGAUUGUAUACGCGACCACGGACGACGAAGGCGAGGCGGACGACGGCCUGGGAGCCAAGGGGAGCUCCAUGUAA